CCAUAAUCAGCCAGCCAGCCUUCUUCUCCAAGCAACUGCACCAUUCUCUCUCCUGCUCGUUCCUCGAACCAAUCCUACACGUGCGACCUUCACUCUUUCUGUUGUUGUUGUUAUAUAUACUUCUCGAUCUUCUUCUUUGUAACACUGCCGGAAACCCUAGCUUUGUUUGUGAGGAAGAACGAGAUCUGGAUUUGGAGAUUAACCGUACGGAUUUGGAGUUUGAUUUGAGGUUUUAUGAUGACGUGUGGCGGUUUGGAGUUGCCGCCGGGGUUCCGGUUUCAUCCGACGGAUGAUGAGCUGGUUAUGCAUUACUUGUGCCGGAAAUGUGCGUCUCAGAGUAUUGCUGUUCCGAUUAUUGCUGAAAUUGAUCUUUAUAAGUUCGAUCCAUGGCAGCUUCCUGAUAUGGCGUUAUAUGGAGAAAAGGAGUGGUACUUCUUCUCACCUAGAGACAGGAAAUAUCCAAACGGAUCACGACCGAACAGAGCUGCCGGAACUGGUUAUUGGAAGGCUACCGGUGCCGAUAAACCUAUCGGAAAACCAAAAGCGGUUGGAAUCAAGAAGGCAUUGGUGUUUUACGCGGGGAAAGCUCCGCGAGGGGUGAAAACGAAUUGGAUAAUGCACGAAUACCGCCUUGCUAACGUCGAUCGAUCAGCUGGCAAACGGAACAACAAUCUUAGGUUAGAUGAUUGGGUGUUAUGUCGAAUUUAUAACAAGAAAGGUACACUUGAGAAGCACCAUGUGACCGAUGAUCAUGGUUUCGACAUGGAAACCGAAACGAAACCAAAUAUUACACAAAAUACAGCUACGCAGGUGGUACAUCCGCCACCAUCAUCGGAUGUAGCCCAUCAUGUCAUGAAAGAUGUAUUUCAUUUUGAAACGUCGGAAUCAAUUCCGACGUUACAUACGGAUUCAAGUCCCGAACAAGAGGUCCAAAGUGACCCCAACGGGAAUGAGUUCCCAUUUAGUUAUGUAGAUCCGUUUCAGAAUGACGAUUUUACCCCGCAAUCGCAGUAUUAUAACGAUUAUCAACUCUCACCGUUUCAAGACAUGUUUAUGUACAACGCGAAGCCCUUUUAGAUGUAAAAAAAAUUGUUAAAAUUUCGUAAACUUGUUUUAAAAUGACAAUUUUACCCUUCAACGCCUCCACCACAAUGCUACAACUAUCAACUCUCGUCUCACAAGACAUGUUUGUCUACACGUAGAAACCUUUUCGGAUGUAAAAGCUGUUGAAACAUCACGUGUACGAACGUAGUUUUGUACUACUAUUUAAGCACAAAGUACGUAUCAUCAACACAUGUUGAAGACGGUGAGCAUGUUUGGGCCGAUUCAAAGCAUCUAUUUGCAUAUCAUCAAGUUGCAUUUGGCCACAAGUUGUUGAUACAUGAGUAUGGGACACAAGUUGAAUGGCAAAAUGGAUACUAAUUUUGUAUGGGCAAAGGAGCAAGUUGUUGAAAGCACAAAUGGUUGAUUUGGGAUAGUGGAUAGAGUAGAUGGUAAUGAUGGGCAAGAUUUUCCCAUUUUAGAACAUAGUUGCUUGCUUUUUUAGAUUUUUAAUUUCUUGAAUAGGAAAUAAAUUAUCAAUGUGUUGGUUUUUACCAAAAGUUGUAAAUGUGUGUUUGCUUACAUAAUGAUUGUAAUAUUUCCUAAAA
Helianthus annuus (common sunflower) is the source of this 1649-nucleotide messenger RNA. RefSeq names its product NAC domain-containing protein 2. The transcript is spliced from 3 exons. Lineage: Eukaryota; Viridiplantae; Streptophyta; Magnoliopsida; Asterales; Asteraceae. Gene Ontology annotation, molecular function: DNA binding. The coding region runs from base 235 to 1077 and encodes 280 amino acids. The record is from RefSeq and is a predicted model, not a curated record. Gene Ontology annotation, biological process: regulation of DNA-templated transcription.